GUCACUGUCGCUUGAUGUGCGUUAGUCAAUUGAGGAAUGAACGGCGAUCCGCUAACCAACUACGUGACAGUAAACGGUGGUUAUUGUCAUCUAAGAGUAGCGCCUCUCGUUUGAGGUCUUGAUCAGCCACAGUUGGGAAUAUCCUGUUUGUGUGGGCAGUUUAUAAAAGUCACAAUUCCUGUGAAAGUUAAUUAGAUCGGAUCAGUAUUCGGGGCAUCGCGAGGGAUUCCGAAACGAAGUGCCUCCGCUACCUCGCCAACCACCACUGGUUCAAGAACACACAAACCAUGUCAGACAUUUUACUCGCCGAGUACACCUUGAAACGUGCACUUCGCGAACACACCUCAGAUCUGGUGCUCACCAGUUGUCCCCACGUGUUAUGCACCCCGCUACCGAAACACUGGAGGUCAAAUAAAUCUCUUCCGAACCAAUUUCGUGUGGUCACUUUGUUGGAUGUGCACGAUGGAACUCGAGUCUCAGUUACCGCAUGGAAUGAGGAACAUCCGAGUGCGGAAUUGAAAAAUCCCAUCACCGUCAUGCAUGCGAAUGAGGGCCGGUUCAGUGACCUCCGAUUCCUGGGACGGAGUGGUCGGGGUAAAUCAUUCAACAUUACCAUAACAGUCGAAACCACGCCUCCUCUAGUGGCCAUCUACGCCCGAGCCAUCAAGGUCACUGUUGACGGACCGAGAGUUCCACGGAACAAAUAUUCUUUAUUGAGAAUGGUUAAAUUGCAACGGGAAAAGAGGCGCACUGGCGCCCGAAUCGAAAAAGAUCCAAUGCAACGCAGUGUGACAUCAAGACACGAAUUCGGCGGCAGCGUUACGAGGAGAAACUCAGAAUGCAAGCACCAUCAAAUGCAGUUGUACCGAGAUCAGAUGGCGACACAACGCAUCCGAUACCCAACUUCCGCAUUUAGUGAAGUAACAUCGGUUGGCAAAGUAACUACGACACGCCAAACAUCCAGUCCGGAGUGUAUCAAUGAUCCGACAGCAGGAGUAAUCAACACCGGGAAGCAACAGAUUCCUAGCUACAAGUCCUCUCCCUCCAUCGUGACAUCGCUACCAUCCGUAGGUGUUAACACGGACUGCAAGUUUCCAAUGUCCCCAUUCAAGUCAAUUAAUCUUUUAGCAUCCAUCAAUCAAGCGUACGGCAGAUUACUGGCGAGGCAAAUAAAGCAGGAAACAUCGGUAAAUGCUCUGAAUCGGUCUUGUAUGUUCACCACAAGUUCCACCUAUAUGAUAUCAACACCUCCCCGCUCUUCCCCAAGCCGGUUAAACAUAUCUGCAUUUACCUCAGAUACUUGCGCUGAACCCCCUGGGGUCCAUCAGAGUAUGAAUGAAACUCAUACCGUUAUUCCUCCGCCUUCAAUUCCCUCGGCCACUGAGCUGAACAGGUUACAAAGCAUCCAGAAUCCACCGAAGCUGGGUAUCUGUUCGGGUAUCCACAUACCACCAAAGCCUUGCAAUCCAUUUGAUCCACGCCAGCAAGGCUUCCAAGGGAACAGAUUAGCAGACUGCAGUACUUUUACAAAUGGGACCAUUUCAUUCAUGCCUUCAAGUGCGAUCCAGCAUUCAAUGCGAAUUUUUAAUCCAGUGACAACUUCGACUGAUUCCUCUCCCGUCUUAUCAUCUACCAGAUAUGCUACGCCACCAUCAUUGUGCACCCACAUCAAAGCCGGUAGUUCGGCUUACGAUCCUGUAUUAUACGAUGCGCUGAAAAUGGUAUUUGAGCGAAUACUACAGCAGCCAAAACCGCAAAACCUAAAUCAGCCAGUAAAUUGUCAUAGUGCGAGAGUUGAUGCAUCUGUGCCGGAGGCAGGACGAUCGGCUGCGCUACCGCUAAAUCUCUCACACAACGCCCACCACAUGGUGGAAAAUGUAUCGUGUCAUAGACAAAUCACGUCGUCUAUCGGGAGUCCGUCUUCAAUACUCAGUAUCGAGAAAUUGCUUGCAUCUGAACGUUGCAAUGGCCCAAGCAAAAAUUUCGCAAUACAAAAUACCAUUGUUAAGUAA
Messenger RNA from Dicrocoelium dendriticum, 2012 nucleotides. NCBI's taxonomy places the organism in Eukaryota, Metazoa, Platyhelminthes, Trematoda, Plagiorchiida, Dicrocoeliidae. The record is from the annotation of a GenBank genome assembly.